Rotaria sp. Silwood2 is the source of this 504-nucleotide messenger RNA. The record is from the annotation of a GenBank genome assembly. NCBI's taxonomy places the organism in Eukaryota, Metazoa, Rotifera, Eurotatoria, Philodinida, Philodinidae.
AUGCGUGUUGUUCUUAUUGUUCUAUUUGCAUUAAUUUAUCGAAUCGAUUGUCAUGGUCAACAUGGAACUGCUGGUAGUCAGCAUGGACCUGCUGGUAGUCAACCGUCAGGUGGACAACCACAUGUUGCACGAAAAAUGGAAGAUUAUGUACAUGAUGCGGAACAUCUUCGACAUGAUUUAGAAGGUCAAAUAAAUACGCCAAAAGAAGAAAUGACAUCGGAACAACAAAAUUUUUAUUAUUUUAAAUUACAUGAUACAAAUGAUGAUAAUCGUUUAGAUGGUUUAGAAAUUGUAGCUGCUUUUGAUCAUGCACAUCAAGAGGAAAAAAGUAAUACUAAUGAUACAACAGGACAAACUCCUCCGCAUCAAGAACGACUUGUUGAUGAAGAACUUAUACGUAUUGUUGAUGAUAUACUAAAAGAAGAAGAUCUUGAUUAUGAUGGAUAUAUUAGUUAUGAAGAAUUUAAACGUGCUAUUGAAGGUCAUUCUAAUGCACAAGGAUAA